GGACGCAGUUUCUCGGUCCGGCAGAGGCAGAUCCGGAGAUCCCUGUACCGACAGCGUUCGACGGCGUCCCCACAGGCGUUUCUGGCUGGCGGGACUCAUCAUAUUUGCAUAUCGAGCAGACCAGCCUGGACAAUGCCCCGCUGAGAGAGAGCUGAUUGCAAACUGAGCUCAAGCAAGAUUUCAACAUGUCAAGCGCUCAGAGGGACAAUGGCUCUGCAAACUCAGCAGAAGCCAAGAAAGCAGACCUGAGAGUAAAUGAGAAGAAAUGCUCAUGGGCGUCCUACAUGACAAAUUCCCCAACAAUGAUCGUAAUGAUCGGCCUGCCUGCGAGAGGGAAGACCUACAUGUCAAAGAAGCUAACACGUUACCUCAACUGGAUAGGAGUACCAACCAAAGUGUUUAACCUGGGAGUGUACCGCAGAGAAGCCGUCAGAGCUUACAAGUCCUACGAGUUUUUCCGCCACGACAAUGAGGAAGCCAUGAAAAUAAGAAAGCAGUGUGCUCUGGUAGCGCUGCAGGAUGUGAAGGCGUACCUGACGGAGGAGGGAGGUCAGAUCGCGGUUUUUGAUGCAACAAACACAACAAGAGAGCGGCGGGACCUCAUUCAAGCCUUUGUGAAAGAGAAUGGAUUUAAGGUGUUCUUUGUGGAGUCAGUGUGUGACGACCCAGAGGUCAUUGCUGCUAAUAUUCUGGAAGUGAAAGUUUCCAGUCCAGACUACCCUGAGAGACACAGAGAGAGAGUGAUGGACGACUUCCUUAAACGAAUCGAGUGCUACAAGGUUACUUACCAACCGUUAGAUCCUGAUAACUACGACAAGGACCUGUCUUUUAUCAAGGUGAUAAAUGUGGGCCGACGUUUUCUGGUGAACCGGGUGCAGGACUACAUCCAGAGUAAGAUUGUCUACUACCUCAUCAACAUCCACGUGCACUCUCACUCCAUCUACCUGUGUCGGCACGGGGAGAGCAACCACAACGUUGAAGGCCGCAUCGGAGGAGACUCAGAACUUUCUCCUCGAGGGAAACAGUUCGCCCACGCCCUGCGAGAUUUCAUUGAAGAGCACAAACUGUCAGAUCUGAAGGUGUGGACGAGCCAGCUGAGAAGGACCAUCCAGACGGCGGAGGAGCUGGGGGUGCCUUAUGAACAGUGGAAGAUACUCAACGAGAUCGAUGCUGGUGUGUGUGAGGAGAUGACUUAUGAGAUGAUCCAGAAGACAUUCCCAGAGGAGUUUGCUUUGAGGGACCAGGACAAGUACCACUAUCGCUACCUAGGAGGAGAGUCCUACCAGGAUCUUGUUCAGCGAUUGGAGCCAGUUAUCAUGGAGUUAGAGAGACAGGGCAACGUGUUGGUCAUCUGCCACCAGGCCGUGAUGCGCUGUUUGCUAGCUUACUUCCUGGACAAGAGUGCAGAAGAUCUACCAUACAUGAAAUGUCCGCUCCACACAGUGCUCAAACUUACCCCUGUUGCAUAUGGUUGCAAAGUGGAAAUGUUUUAUCUUAACGUGGAGGCGGUAAACACACAUCGAGACCGGCCUCUUGGUAAAAUCCCGAGGGACUCUGCUCUCAUACAUCGGCGGAAUAGUUACACUCCCUUGUCCAGUCACGACCAGGUCAAGCGUCCCAGGCUCUACAGUGCGGGCAACCAGCCUUGGCUACCGCUCGCCCCCACCCCAUCAGCUCUGAUGCCAGAGGGACAGCAAAGCCAAUGCUUCAGCCCAUCUCCACAUUUCUAUCUAUCUCUCUCUUUCUCCACUUUCUCCAACCGUGUCUUACAGCCCCGGAUAGGAAGCAGUUGUCUGAGUCCCUGUGCGAAGGAAUCGACUUUGACAGCCCCGAAGAAACUGGUGGCUGUGUCCGCUUCUGAGUGAAGACAAAAGCCUCUUUCUUCAUGUCACAAUGUCGGCAGAAGUUUUGGGUUCAAUCGUCAAUCAAAUGAAAGAAGGAAAUGUUUGCAAUUUUUUUUUUUUUUUAAACCACAUUUUUGGAAAUCAUGGUGAGGGUAAGUGAAAGACGAAGUCAAAGAACACUUUGUUUUGAAAAUGAGGCCACCUGGACACGAGUUCAUUUUUGUUCUGAUUUAUCUCAACCUCCUGUUUGUCUCUACUCUGCAUGUAAAGGCUUUGAACUGGAAGCCUUAUCAUUAGUGUCAUAAAUUCUUCUGCAUGUGCACUAAAAGAAAUCAAUCAGCUAUCUGAACACACAAAACUGGCAACUUAAAAUCAUUGUUCAAAUAAUACAAUGCCUUACUGAACAUCAAACAUGCUGAUAGAAUUAGCUCCUCUGUAUGCCUCUGAAUGUAAAAAGAACAAGUUAUGCAUUAUUAUGAUGAAAAUCAAUUUUCAGUGUUGCAACCAGAAUAUGUUAUAAAGUAGAUGCUGUAAAAAUAUUUUUCUAAUACAAUCCACUCAUCUACCAUUUACAGAUAAUCUGUAGUUGUGAUUCUUAUCAGAUAUAUUCCUAAACCAUCAUCUGUUAUGUCGUAUGUUAUGUAUUUGAGAGAGUGUACUCAUCGGGUUCUGAAGGAGAUUAAAAUACAGUACUGAGUUUCAUCCCUCUGUAAUGGAAACAUUUUUAUGUGUUGUUAGAAAAUCCACCACAUUUCUGGACAUACUGUACACCAGCAGUAGUUAAGCAAAUGUACCUUUCUGUCACAAGUUGCCAUUCACAAAGCAAUGCAUUUAGCUGGUAUUAUCUUUAACAGUGAACACUAGAUUGUAAAUGUUCAUCUGUUAAUCCACAUGUCGCUGUAUUCUAGCAACGGAUUUUGUGCAACAAAAACAUGUUGAAAGUACAUUAGCUAUUUCUUGAUACUUGUGUUCUUGGCCAAGAAUCUCUCUUUGC
Messenger RNA from Toxotes jaculatrix (banded archerfish), 2838 nucleotides. RefSeq names its product 6-phosphofructo-2-kinase/fructose-2,6-biphosphatase 2b (gene pfkfb2b). Lineage: Eukaryota; Metazoa; Chordata; Actinopteri; Toxotidae. The record is from RefSeq and is a predicted model, not a curated record. The coding region runs from base 186 to 1865 and encodes 559 amino acids. The transcript has 17 exons. Gene Ontology annotation, cellular component: cytosol. Gene Ontology annotation, molecular function: 6-phosphofructo-2-kinase activity; ATP binding; fructose-2,6-bisphosphate 2-phosphatase activity. Gene Ontology annotation, biological process: fructose 2,6-bisphosphate metabolic process; fructose metabolic process.